This is a messenger RNA of Candidula unifasciata, 495 nucleotides long. Lineage: Eukaryota; Metazoa; Mollusca; Gastropoda; Stylommatophora; Geomitridae. The record is from the annotation of a GenBank genome assembly.
GUGGGAAGUAUCCUUGCUGUAGUCAAAGCCAUCAGUGCAGCUCCCGUGACUUACUCCAUUGUUCCUGGCUUUGCUAGUGGGCCCACGGAGCCAGCUCUCUUCAGUGUGGAUGAGGCCGGACAGUUGCGGCUGCUGCGACGUUUGGACAGGGAGACAGCAUCAUCACACACUUUGUUUAUUCGAGCUGAAACAGACACAACGCCUCCGCUGGUUGAUUAUAUGGAGAUUAACAUUCAGGUGAGAGAUGUCAAUGACAACAUGCCGCUGUUUACGUGUUCCCCAUACAUUGUCACUAUCCCAGAAGAUGCUGAGCCUCAACACUCCAUCAUCCAGCUCCAGGCCAGCGACAGGGAUCAUGAGGCCCAGCCACUGAGCUUCUCCUUCAGCCAGGGAAUGUCUGACAUGGCCAGUAUCUUCUCUAUCAACCCAGUGACUGGCUGGAUUGUGCUGCUGACCCAGCUGGACAGGGAGAAGCAGGAUUUUUACAACUUGACC